AUGGGCGGAACGUUGGUCUGGGAAAAUGGCAAGUUUGGUUAGUGAGGAAGGGGAAAGAAAAAGACAUUAUGUUAAAAUGAAUUAAUCGUGAACAAUAAGAAUGAAUUGCACAAUGUUUAGUUGAAAGGGCGUUUUUUGAAGAUUUGUCAUUUGAGACGCGAUAUUUAAGCAGAAUAGAAAUGAUGACAAAUCAUUGAACAGUUUUUGGAUAUUGAGAUGUUUGUAGACCUCAAAGAAGGAUCAAAAACAUAAUAUAUUUUGUCAGACAUGGGCCAACUUCAUAGCAAAACACACAAAAACUGAGAAAGUGCAAAUUUCUGCGCCUGUUUUUUUGCAACGGUGAAAAAAUUUACUACGGUACGCAAUUUGUGCAUUUGUGCGUCGCGGUGUUUACACACUAGAUAGUGAUUUCAGCGCAUUUCAGCAAGUUAGAGGCAUUUUUAGAGAAAGCUGAAUAUACCAUCUGAUUCGUCUUGUCGAGAUGAAGCAGGAAAACUAUUUACUUGUUUCUGAAACGCAUUCUCAAAAGAGCUAUAGGCUGAAAACUAAAAUCGAAGCAAAUCAAAGGCGCACACAUUUUUCGAAAGGAUGAGGUCUCGCAGCGAUUUCAGUUUUUCACGUUUUUCUACGUGAAAACCAAAUUUUUAAGACUUCUACUAUACUUAUUCGAAGAGAAGAGAUGAAAUUACGUAUGAAUGUUUCGAAAACUUUCUAGAAUUCCCAGGAGUUAGAACGCGGCGCCGCCAAAUGCAGACCUAUUUUUCGGCGUCAUAUUACUGUAGCGAGAAAUUUUGUUCAGACAAAACAGGCGUGUCUGGGAAAUUUCUCAGCAUCUCCUGGCGUACACUAUUGCGAACGAAAAGUGUAGCUACAUUGUUGUAUGACGCACGCUACAAAGACCGUACGCACAAGCUGCAAAAACGUCUACAAAGAUCCUACACUUUUCCUUUUUGAACGAAAAGCGUACACAUAUUUUCGAAUCGAUUUUUUUCGUUUUUGCGCUGCGAAUUAGGGAAGGUUUAAACGAGAAAAUAUAACAAAUUAUUUAUGUAUCAAUAUACUUUUAAAACACAAAAUCAAUAAUAUAACAAAAAUCAUGAAAACAUAAUAAAAAAAAAGUUAGAAAUUUAAUUUUUUCGAAGAUUUUUUGAAUGUGUUGGUUGUUGAGGGUGUGUUGAGUGGUUGAAGUCGAGGUUGAGGGCCAGAAGUCGGAUGGUGGAGCAUCUUGGCGUUGAUUUUGACGCUGCUUGGAUCAUAUCUUGUAGGUUGUCCCAGUUUUAGCAUUCGGCGUAGGUGUAGGUGUCAAGUGUCAACCUGAAAAAUGGGAUGAUGUUUAAUUUUCUAGUACCUCAUAAUUUUACGUCAUGCAGAAAAAAAUGGCGAGGUUAUAGGCUAUCUCCCCUGGGCUAAAUGCCUAAUAGUUACUAGGUUAUCGGAAGUUGGUCGUCAGUUCUAUUUACAGACCUUCUACUUAUCAUAAUUAUAAGAUGUAGCUCCAAGAAUUUAUCAGCCAACUUUCAGUUAUGUUUGACAGGCCAUUGGCCAGUAGGGUUCCGAAAUCCUAGUCUUCCCGGUAUUUAAGUUAUACUCACCUUCAAAAUCAUCUCCUCGAGCUCGAGGACACCUCCGGAGAAGAUUCUCGUUCCUUUUGCUGCCAUCAUGAUGCAAGUUCUGGGAGUUGUUCGGAUGGUGAUCUGAAAUUCAACAAGUUUCAAUCAAAUUCAGGUGUAAAAACAAUAAUAACGAGAAUAAGAAGACUGAUAACUAUCGAUUAACUCUGAUUCUCAAAGUCUCAUUGAAGAAAAUUCCGUAUUUUUCAAAGAUAUUUGAAGAUUUUUCUUGAAAAAACUAUACUUCUUCUGACCAAAAAGAUUUCUAAUCGCUUCAAUAACCAUACUCAACUUCUAGAAUCCAUGUGGAUGAAAUUCGGCUAUCAUUUCAUCUACUUUAGACGUUUUAAAAAUAAUUUUAGGCCAAAAAGAAAAUAGAAAACAAAAAUAAAAUAAUAGCCGCAACGCAACGCGCUUGCAACGCGGUCCUACAAUGUAGCUACACUCGCGAAAAGUGGCAAGUGUACGAAAAGCGUAGAAAGAGUGUAGGGAAAGCGUACGUUAUCGUGCAAAAAGUAUACGCCAGGAGAUGCUGAGAUUUUCACCAAAAAAAUUGUCGUGGCUGUUUUAGGUGUUUGCGGAAAAUGCACACAGAAUGCGAGCAUACAGUAAUAUUUGUGUGGGCUUGAAAAAUAUAUUUUCUGUAAUUCCUUCAUUCUGUUGACUUGAUUCAUGCUAAUCUCUGGUUCCUUUUUUAUUUUCACAUUUUCAUCCCAUUGCAGAUUUUUAAGUUUUUAGUUUCUGAUCUACGCGCAAAGUUUAUCUACUUUUACCUUUUUGAAAGUAGUUUGAUAUUUUUAAUUUUUUUACAACAAAAAAUAUCGCUUUUGCAGGAACUACCAUGUCAUUUGAAUCAGUAAAACGUGCAAGAUUAGCUUCAGCAACUAUAGAAUCAACGCAAUGGCCUGCAAUACCGCCAGAAAUGAAAGCAAUGGUGAUUGAGAGAAUGGACGUGAAAACUCUUUGCCAGUUUUCUGCUUGCUCCAAAUUGUCCCGCGGUGAAGCCAAAAGAACUGGAAGAUUGAUGAGUGGAAUCGAAAUUGGAAGAGACAUUGUAACGCCGUAUUUGGAAAUCGAACACGGCUCUUAUAAUCCAUAUCGUCUUGAAUUUAUUGUUGUUCCAGAAAGUCCAAUCGAUCAAACUAUGAUAUUUUACAAAACGUAAGUUUCUAGACAAUUAUUUUUUCUGCUCAAAAACAAAAAAAUUACAGUAGAUUCACAACAGUACUGCAAGAAUUCGAAAAAGAUGUAUACAUUACUAGAUGGGUGGACAUUGUUAAUGGAACACCAGAUGAAGUUCGAGCCAAGUUUGUGAUUCUUCAUUGUCAAAAAUACGAAGAUACAAUUCGAAAAAUUGUAUUCAAUGUAAGUUGAGAAAUAAUCCAAUAUUAAGUAUACAUAUAUAUUACAAAUGCAAGUUUCAGGAGAUUUCACCGUAUGGCAUUGAUUUGAGAAGCCUGAAGAAACUCGAGACAAUCGAUCUUGGAUGCAACGACCAAUUUUACGAGGGGAUUGAAAUGAAUCAAGUUUGUUUUGUCGAAAAAGCUUUUCUUCUCACAAUGAAAAAUCUCAUUUCAGUUGCUGAAUGCAAAAACAUUGAAAUCAAUCAAUCGUUUUUUCACGUUUGAUCAGUUCACUCAAUUCAAUGGUUAUGAUAUUAUCAUAAAAAUGGAUAGGUUCAACGAAGAAAUGAUGCUCAACUAUUUGAAUUUAUUGAACACAUCUGAUAUCCAUAAAAAUCUAAAAAGUUGUUGGAUUCAUACUGCGGAUUCGAAUCAUAGAAGACCGUCUGCUGAAUUUUUGAAUGAUUUAUCCAAAAGUUUCAAUAUAAAAUUGGAAGUAGAUAAGGAGUAAGGAAGCCAUCAAUCAUUGAAAAUCAUUCAAAUUGUUUUUUUUUGCAGGGACGAUUUACUGGUUAGGAUUCUCUUCGAUUUUGCAAAAAUACGUAUAUGGUUUUUAAAAUCCUACGUACUAAUUUCGCGCAAAUAAAAUGAAGUUAUGGAUUAAUUAAAUGUCCUAUGACUAAAUAUUUUUAAAGCUUCGCCAAUUGGCACAAUUUUCAUGUAAAAUAAAUAUUUAUGAAUUUUCUUUUAUGUUUAAUUUCAUUGGAAAAUAAGUCUUCAAACUAUUUCAUACCUUUGCUCAAUUUGUUAGCCGAUGUUUAUUUCCCUACGGAAAACAGAGAAGCUCACGUUUUCGUGAAUAUAAAAAAGUAGAAAUGACCACACGAAAACUUCAAAAUGAAAAAAAGUCUAGUCUCAGUUCUUCAGGACUCCAAAACCAUUUACAAAAAAAUUCUAAUUUCACAAGUUGCUUUCGUAUGAUCGUAUUUUUUGAAGUAGGAAUAUUUUUGUCAGAAUUCUUGAGAAAGCUGAAAAAUAUUCCUGAUUGUGCUUCUUCUUUUCUUUAUUUAAACUCAAUGAUUUUCAUGAGAACAUUCUAAAUAAUUGAGCUAAGGUUAUCGAAAUUUGACUCGUGGAUUUUUCCAUAAAUGAAUACAAGUAUUCGAAUAUUUCUCAUUUCCUAAACUUCUGUAAAAUCGAUGAAUAAUCAAGAUAUUUCCAUCUUCUCAGAGAUUCGCUGGCCAGCUCGCCACCAGAUCGCUGCGGCCACCUGGAAACCGCAUGGCCGCCAGGUCGCCUUGAGUUUUCCGGCCACGUGGCCUGUGUGUUUGAAAUUCUGGAAAGCUGGCAAGACAGUGGUUUGUACUCAAAACACUGCAUUUUCUACUGUUUUUUCACUUCCUAAGGUUUCAAGUGCUGCGAAAAAACAGAAAAUGAGCCAAAAUUUUCGAAAAUGCCUCAAUUCACAAGUUUUUCAGACAUUUUCAUGAAAAUUCAUUUUGACGCGGCGAAGUGGCCACCACAUGGUAGCCAUGUGGCCGUGACCUAGCCAGAGCCUGGCCACCUUGCCAGCGAAAAAACCGGGCGACAUGGUUUCCAUGUGGUUCCCAGGUCAGCCAGCCUCCCCACCUGGUGGCGAGCUGGCCAGCGAAUCUCUGAGUUGUUGGCGAGGAGAAAAAUUCAAAAUUCGUGUAUUGCAACAUGUGCGCUCUAGCGAACAUGUUGUUUCGAAUUGCAAAAGGCGCCAUUUUUCCCGUUUACCCGCCAUUUUCAUCUUUUGUUUCUCGACUCGCGCAGUCAGUUUUUCGCCCAGUUAGUCCUAAAUUUUGUUUUCUUGUUGGUGGAGUUGAAGUCAUGAUAUAUUCUUCAGUUUUCAUUGAAUGAGUAAAUAUUUUAGGAUUCCAUAGUAGUAAUUGCGAAAUUCUAAAUAGGUUGAAUAUGACUCAAUCCUAAUCGAUUCCCUAUUUCUCAUUAUUUCUUUUCUCGUCAUUUGCUUUUUUCACAUCUCUUCAUAGAGGUUUUUAGUUUCAGCAUAAUGAGAGAAAUCGUCCAUGUGCAAGCCGGACAAUGCGGAAACCAAAUCGGUUCAAAGUUCUGGGAAGUGAUUUCCGAUGAACAUGGAAUUCAACCAGACGGAACUUUCAAGGGAGAAAGCGAUCUCCAACUCGAGAGAAUCGAUGUUUACUAUAAUGAAGCCAACAGUAAGUUUCUGUCUGCGAAACUGUGGCAUUUAAUAUUCCAUCACUUUAUUCAGAUGGUAAAUACGUUCCACGUGCUGUUCUUGUCGAUCUCGAGCCAGGAACCAUGGACUCUGUCAGAUCUGGCCCAUUCGGACAACUCUUCAGACCAGACAACUUCGUUUUCGGACAAUCUGGAGCAGGAAACAACUGGGCUAAAGGACACUACACAGAAGGAGCUGAACUUGUCGACAAUGUAUUGGAUGUUAUCCGCAAAGAAGCUGAAGGUUGCGAUUGUCUUCAAGGAUUCCAACUCACCCAUUCACUUGGUGGAGGAACUGGAUCUGGAAUGGGAACCCUUUUGAUUUCAAAAAUCAGAGAAGAAUACCCAGACAGAAUCAUGAGUUCUUUCUCUGUUGUUCCAUCGCCAAAGGUCUCUGACACUGUUGUCGAACCUUACAAUGCCACAUUGUCAGUCCAUCAACUUGUCGAGAACACAGAUGAGACUUAUUGUAUUGACAAUGAAGCUCUUUACGACAUCUGCUACAGAACUCUCAAACUCACCAAUCCAACAUACGGGGACUUGAAUCAUCUUGGUAAGUUUUUAACUUUGUUUUCCAAUGCAAUCGAAUAUGUUUUCAGUUUCUCUUACAAUGUCUGGAGUCACCACUUGCCUCCGAUUCCCAGGACAAUUGAAUGCAGAUCUCCGAAAACUUGCUGUUAACAUGGUUCCAUUCCCACGUCUUCACUUCUUCAUGCCUGGUUUCGCUCCAUUGUCUGCCAAGGGAACACAAGCUUAUCGUGCAUUGACAGUCGCUGAAUUGACCCAACAAAUGUUCGACUCAAAGAAUAUGAUGGCUGCAUGUGAUCCAAGACACGGACGUUACUUGACUGUUGCCGCCAUGUUCAGAGGACGCAUGUCAAUGAGAGAAGUUGAUGAGCAAAUGCUCAAUGUUCAAAACAAGAACUCAUCAUAUUUCGUUGAAUGGAUUCCAAACAAUGUCAAGACCGCCGUUUGUGAUAUUCCACCAAAGGGACUCAAAAUGGCUGCAACAUUCGUUGGAAAUUCCACAGCUAUCCAAGAGCUCUUCAAGCGUAUUUCAGAACAAUUCACAGGUAUGUAAUGAACUUACAAGACUCCUGUGAAACAGUAAUUUUCAGCCAUGUUCCGUCGCAAAGCCUUCUUGCAUUGGUACACUGGUGAAGGAAUGGAUGAAAUGGAAUUCACCGAAGCCGAAUCGAACAUGAACGAUUUGAUCUCCGAAUAUCAACAAUAUCAAGAAGCAACCGCUGAAGAUGACGGUGAAGGAUAUGUUGAUGGAGAAGGAGAAACCUAUGAAUCUGAACAAUGA
Molecule: messenger RNA, 6482 nt
Organism: Caenorhabditis angaria
Lineage: Eukaryota; Metazoa; Nematoda; Chromadorea; Rhabditida; Rhabditidae
Source: the annotation of a GenBank genome assembly